This is a messenger RNA of Capsicum annuum, 3804 nucleotides long. RefSeq names its product probable ATP-dependent DNA helicase CHR12. Gene Ontology annotation, biological process: positive regulation of transcription by RNA polymerase II. The record is from RefSeq and is a predicted model, not a curated record. Gene Ontology annotation, molecular function: histone binding; DNA binding; ATP binding. Lineage: Eukaryota; Viridiplantae; Streptophyta; Magnoliopsida; Solanales; Solanaceae. Gene Ontology annotation, cellular component: nucleus. Bases 179 to 3463 code for a protein of 1094 amino acids. The transcript is spliced from 12 exons.
AAGCGAGUCGAAUAGAAAGGGUUUGCUAGAAAGAGAGAGAUAAGAAGGGGAGAAAUAGAAAAGGCUCGUUUUAUAAGUAAUUUUUUUGGUUUAAUACUAGUUUUUAACAAAAAUUCAAAAUCUUCGAAAUACAAAUACAAAAACAGUUCUCUUCGCGCGCAGUUGUGAAGGAGGAGCCAUGGUGGCUCAGAUAGAAUCCGCCGCCGCUGAUGGAGGAGGAGGAAGGGUUGGAGGUUCUCAUUCUCCUCCCGCCGUUGAUGAAUCUCAGUUAGAGAAAACGAAGACGUUGAUUUGCGCUCUCAAUUUCAUCUCACGUAAUCUUCCGUUACCUCCUGAUGUCUUCGAUGCCGUCUCUUCAAUCUACCAUAACGAUGCCAGUGAUGUCGGUGAUGAUGACGUGGACAGUUUGUCUGUGCUAAAUGGUCGAAGAACGGGAAGUUAUGGAGACCUGAUGGCAGAUUUUGAGGAGUCGUUGUUGAUGCAACGGUCAAGUUGCACAUCAGGUUCUGGUUUGACGAAAUUAAAGGAAAAUCGUUUCCGAAGCCAUAUCAAGCAUCGCCUAACUGAACUUGAAGACUUGCCAACCAGCAGAGGCGAGGACUUGCAAUCGAAGUGCUUGCUUGAACUUUAUGAAUUAAAGUUAGCAGAUUUACAACACAAAGUUCGGUCUGAAGUGAGUUCUGAAUACUGGCUUCGCCUGCAUUGUGCUAAUCCUGACAAGCACUUGUUUGAUUGGGGGAUGACACGAUUGCGACACCCUUUAUAUGGUAUAGGAGAUGCCUUUGCUGUCGAAUCUGAUGAUCCAUUGAGGAAGAAACGUGAUGCCCAGAGGUUGUCAAGAUUAGAAGAAGAGGAAAGAAACCGUGUGGAAACUACGAAAAGAAGGUUUUUUGCGGAUGUACUCAAUGCAGCACGUGAACUCCAAUUACAAGUACAAGCUGUUCAGAAGCGGCGGAAACAGAGGAACGAUGGUGUUCAGGCUUGGCAUGGAAGGCAAAGGCAACGGGCUACUCGUGCUGAGAAACUGAGGUUACAAGCACUGAAAGCUGAUGAUCAAGAAGCUUACAUGAAGAUGGUGGAGGAAAGCAAGAAUGAAAGGUUGACAAUGCUUCUAGGGAAAACAAAUGAGCUCCUGGGUCGUCUGGGAGCUGCUGUUCAACGGCAAAAAGAUGCUGAUCAUGAUGGCCUUGAAUCUUUGGAAAGUUCAGAUGCUGAAAUGGCCACUUCCAAGACUGAUACUCCUGGGCAGUCACUUCCUGAGGAAGAAGAGGAUGUACUUGAUGAUGAGUCCACUCAUGAUGUGAAGACUAAUGACUUACUUGAAGGUCAGAGGAAGUACAAUUCAGCUGUUCAUUCAAUCCAGGAGAAGGUUACAGAGCAACCAGCUAUGCUUCAGGGUGGAGAAUUAAGAUCAUACCAGCUAGAGGGGCUUCAAUGGAUGUUGUCUUUGUUUAAUAACAAUUUAAAUGGAAUUUUAGCGGAUGAAAUGGGACUCGGGAAAACGAUCCAAACAAUUUCUUUAAUUGCUUACCUCUUGGAAAACAAGGGUGUAAGUGGUCCCCACUUGAUUGUGGCUCCAAAAGCUGUACUGCCUAAUUGGAUUACUGAAUUCUCAACAUGGGCUCCUAGCAUUGUUGCUAUUCUUUAUGAUGGUAGACUGGAGGAAAGGAAGGCACUGAGGGAGGAGUUGUCGGGCGAGGGGAGGUUCAGUGUGCUGAUCACGCAUUAUGAUCUUAUUAUGAGAGACAAAGCAUUUCUGAAGAAAAUUCAUUGGCACUAUCUGAUAAUUGAUGAAGGGCAUAGAUUGAAAAAUCAUGAGUGUGCUCUUGCACGGACACUCGUGUCAGGCUAUCGGAUUCGACGGAGACUCCUAUUGACGGGUACCCCAAUCCAAAACAGCUUACAGGAGUUGUGGUCUCUUCUCAAUUUUCUUCUUCCAAACAUCUUCAAUUCAGUGGAGAAUUUUGAGGAGUGGUUUAAUGCCCCCUUUGCGGACAAGUGUGAUGUUUCUCUAACUGAUGAAGAGGAACUAUUGGUUAUUCGCCGGUUGCACCAUGUGAUAAGGCCAUUUAUAUUGAGGAGGAAGAAGGAUGAAGUGGAGAAAUUUCUCCCUGGAAAAACACAAGUUGUUCUUAAAUGUGAUAUGUCUGCAUGGCAGAGAGUAUUCUACCAGCAGGUCACGGAUGUUGGGAGGGUUGGAUUAGAUUCUGGAACUGGGAAGUCUAAGAGUCUGCAGAAUCUCUCCAUGCAACUAAGGAAAUGUUGUAAUCACCCGUACCUAUUUGUGAGUGAUUAUAAUAUUCGUGAAAAAAAGGAAGAAAUAGUCAGAGCGUCUGGAAAAUUUGAGCUUCUUGAUCGUUUACUACCCAAACUUCACAAAGCUGGGCACAGGGUCCUCCUCUUCUCACAAAUGACCCGCCUCAUGGACAUUCUUGAAGUCUAUCUGCACGCUCAUCACUUCAAGUAUCUUAGACUUGAUGGCUCAACCAAAACAGAGGAACGAGGGACUUUGCUAAAGCAAUUUAAUGCUCCUGACUCUCCUUACUUUAUGUUUCUUUUGAGUACUCGUGCCGGAGGACUCGGUCUGAAUUUGCAAACAGCAGAUACUGUGAUAAUUUUUGACAGUGACUGGAACCCUCAAAUGGACCAGCAGGCAGAAGAUAGGGCACAUCGGAUUGGGCAAAAAAAAGAAGUUCGGGUUUUUGUGCUGGUCAGUGUUGGAUCAAUUGAAGAGGUUAUAUUAGAGCGUGCAAAACAGAAGAUGGGCAUUGAUGCUAAGGUCAUCCAGGCUGGCUUGUUCAAUACAACAUCUACAGCUCAAGAAAGGAGGGAGAUGUUGGAAGAGAUCAUGCGUAAAGGUACAAGCACCCUUGGAACAGAUGUGCCAACUGAAAGAGAGAUUAAUCGUCUUGCAGCCCGCUCUGAUGAGGAAUUUUGGCUGUUUGAGAAAAUGGAUGAGGAGAGAAGGCAAAAAGAGCGUUACAGAUCUCGUCUCAUGGAAGAUCACGAGGUACCAGAUUGGGUUUAUAAUACACCUGACUCCAAUGCAAAGGGAAAAGGGUUUUUAUAUGAAAGUGCUAACCUCACUGGAAAGCGACGUAGAAAAGAAGUGGUUUAUGCCGAUUCUUUAAGUGAUAUACAGUGGAUGAAGGCUGUGGAGAAUGGAGAUGAUUUCUUUAAUCAAUCAGGUAAAGGUAGGAACAGGGACCAUCAGUCAGUCUCAAAUGGUGAAUUGCCAAGUGGCAAUGCUGAAGUGGAGAGGAACAGACCGGACUGGAAGCCGGAAACUGUGUCUUUGGUGAGCGAGGGAACAAGUGAAGAUACCUUUGGAGCAACUCCCAAAAGGUUCAAAUCCGAGAGUGCAAGUUCCAUGAGAAACAAUUAUCACGACUUGUCUGGCAGUAGUGUGGACGGAUUAUCGUGGAAGGCCCACAGGAGGAAGAGAUCAAGCUUAGUAUCCUGAAGUUGCCCUUUCACCUAGGAAUUAUUUUGGUCAGUGAAGCCAUUAGUGAAUAUAGGGGAAACUUUGAAAGAAUACAGCUUUGGCUAUGAGCAUAUCAGAGCUAACUAUGGGUCUAGUCAUCUGUUCGGCUCGGUGUCUUACAUGUAUAUUAGCAUCUCAUAAUUUUUAGGUUUUGCAUUUGCUACUAUUGAUUGUGCAGUAGUGGGGAAAUUAGAGAUAUCAACUGGUGUACCAUUAUCUCUUUUUUGCUACAAUUCUCAAUUAUUCUUAUUUGGAGUUAAUGCUGGAUCAAGUUUCAGCAACUUGGCAACCAUGCAUAAUAUAUUCUCAAGUUGAUGUUA